Trifolium pratense (red clover) is the source of this 549-nucleotide messenger RNA. RefSeq lists its product as uncharacterized. Bases 1 to 549 code for a protein of 182 amino acids. The transcript has a single exon. NCBI's taxonomy places the organism in Eukaryota, Viridiplantae, Streptophyta, Magnoliopsida, Fabales, Fabaceae. The record is from RefSeq and is a predicted model, not a curated record.
AUGGCUGCCAUAAACAUACCUAACCAAAAUUCUCCAUAUUUUCUUCAUUCAUCUGAUCAACCAGGUCAAAUACUAGUCACACAACUACUUGAUGGAGACGAUUAUCCUACUUGGAAUCGUGUCAUGACUAUGGCUUUGGAAGCAAAAAAUAAACUUGGUUUUAUUGAUGGCUCCAUCGCAAAACCAGAACCAAACAAUCAUAAUUUUUCUAAUUGGAUUCGCUGCAAUAACAUGGUUCAAUCUUGGCUUGUUCAUUCAACCAUUGCAAACUCCAUUCUUUGGAUCAAAAGUGCACGUGAUAUAUGGCUCGAUCUCCUCACUCGUUUUAAUCAAAAAAAUGCUCCUAGUAUUUUUGAAAUACGACGCGCUAUUUCAAACCUCUCUCAAGGAACCAAUUAUGUUGCUACUUAUUACACACAAUUGAAGGCCUACCGCGAUGAACUUGAUUCAUAUCGCACGGUUCCUGCUUGUGUUUGUGGUGUCAUUCCUAAUUUCAAUGAUAUUUAUGCUACUGAGCAUCUCAUGGAUUUUUUUACAGGGCUUGAAUGA